AUGUUGCAAUUUUUUCUCUUCUCUGGACCUCUCUUAUGCUGGCAGGUUGCGCACACUUUCAAGAUCGGCCACGACAAGGUCAGACGCAUCAACAACCACUGGUGGGAUCACCGCCAGUUGUACGAGACCACCGCCGUGGGGAGAGGCAAGACGGCAAAGCAGGAUGAUGGGCGACGCCGCCUCACCGAAGCCGGUCGUCAAGUCUUUCGCCGCACGGUGGCAGAAUGGAUGCACAGGACUUGCAACAUGGAGCAGCUGUCUAACCGUUCGGCAGGAGGGCUGCUGAGUAGGCUCGGCUACAAGCGUCGUAGAGGCAGGAUCAAAACGCCAUCGUUAAACGCCGAAAGACUUGCUCGCAUUCGUCGGUUUCUUGUUGAGAUGGACAUGGCAAGAAGGGCAGAGGAUGCUGGGUUAGCAGUGAUCGUGCACAUGGAUGAGAGUUUUGUCCACCAGGCUCAUGGUUCCCCCUAUUCUUACUUUCCUUCGGACGAGGAUGGAGUUGUGCAGGAUGGGAUUGGUCGCACAACGGGGAAGGGCUUGCGCAUGAUCAUGGUGCAUGCAAUCACGAAGUGGGGGCCGUUGGCUAAGCUUUGUGAUGGGUUACCGAUCGAAGAGGGCUGGUUCAAGGAAACGGGUAGCGGCAAGAAGGAAAUGGAAGAUGAGGAGACAGCAGAGUUUCUGUGGCAGGCUAAGUUGGCAAAGGGCGAUUACCACGCAGCAAUGACCGACUCGAUGUUCAUGGAGUGGCUUGAACACCGCCUUAGCCCUGCGUACAACGCGAUCCCGGAGUUCAAAGGCAAACGGAUGAUUCUUGUUCUUGACAACGCCUCAUACCACCAUGGAUUUGACGCGGAAGUCAAAGUGCCGGAAACCAACACCAAGAAGCACAACGUCGAUCUGUUGCGUAUGUUUGGGGCCAAGUCGAUCAGGGUUAGGCGUAAGGAGGGCGAACAGGGCGUUGUUGAGUACAACUUAGAGGUACCGACAGAGCCUGGUUCUUCAUUCCCUGCAGGGAACAGGGAGGGCGGUGUAAGCAGAGCGGAGGUAGCAACGGCCACUCGGGAGUACAUCCACCUCAAUCACCCUGAAAGGCUCGAGGAACGGGUGGUGACGUUCAUGAGGAAAAAGGGGUG
This is a messenger RNA of Ectocarpus sp. CCAP 1310/34, 1133 nucleotides long. Lineage: Eukaryota; Phaeophyceae; Ectocarpales; Ectocarpaceae. The record is from the annotation of a GenBank genome assembly.